AUGAAUCCAAAUACUUCAUCGCUCCAUGAUACCAAGUCAUUGGUCAACUCAUUUAAGUCUGUUUCUUCAUUUAAAAAGGAUUUAACACAAAUGAGUGUUGGAGGAAUUACUGAUUUCAUAAGCGAUUAUUCAAAAAUUAUGGUUUCUCUUUCGAAGAAUUAUGCAUCCAAUCAAUCUUCCAAUUCUGAGGUUGAUUCCAUAAGUAGUUAUAUUGAUACGGUCCAAGAUGUGUUGGAUAUUAUAUCAAAUUGCAUGACGGCAUUGCAAUCAUAUACCAAUGACAAGUAUAGCUCAGUAAUCGAAAAUAUGAUUUCAGUGACAGCAUUGACGACAAACACGACAGACCCACAUGUUUUGAAAAAUGAAGCUUUCGAGGUAGUGAUAUUACCAGAUUUGACGAAUCAAACAAGUAACCAACCUCUUGCACUCAAUGGAAGCAUCACCAUUGCAACGCCAGAUUCAUUAAUUUCCAAAACUGCUCAAUCAGGAAAGAAAUUAUCAUUAGGAAGUGUCAAGUAUUUAUAUAGCUCAAAGAUCGUACCAAGUCAAACCGUACAAUUUGAAUUUAACUCGACCACAACAACAAUCAUUGCAGAUACUUCGCAAGAUUUGUUGAAUACUAUUCAAUCUCUUUCGAACAAUUUCACAAGCAAUUCCACCCUAUCAACCAAUAAUUCAUCAUCAUCUACCCCAUUUGUUCGUGUUUCCAUUUCUCCAAUUAUAUCUGUGGAAUAUUUACAGAAUGGGUUGAUUACUGCUCUCACCAAUUUGUCAAAACCUAUCCGAAUGAACUUUCCAGCUGUCAACACUUCCAUGAUUUCUCAAAUUGAACAAUUUACGAAACCUUUCAACCUCAAAUAUAACUUUAUAUGUAUGUAUUGGAAUGAAACUCUGAAGGCAUGGAAAUCGAAUGGAUGUGUCACACUUCAGAAAUCGAGUGAUUCAAUUACAUGUGAAUGUGAUCAUACUACCAAAUUCACUUCAUUUAUUGAGUUUUCACAAGCAACGCGUACAAACUUCUCAUCAGACCCACAAUUAAUGGCUCAAAUUAUCAUUUCAUACAUCUUUAUCAUUUGCAUUGUAGUAAUCUUUGUCGGAUUGCUUAUCAUGUCAAAUAUCAAAUCUUUUACCAAACAACCAAUUAAGAGUCGAUGGAUUUUCCCAUACCUUUCACUGAUUGCUCUCUUCAUAGAAAAUGCCUUUUCCAAUAUUGUCUCAGACUCGAUUACACUUAGCAUUAAUAAUGGAACGUCAAACAUUAGUUAUGAUUCUGUGAAUAUUAUCAGAGACGUGUCUGCCAUGGUUGUAGUUACAUUGGUCUCGUUGGCGAUUUGGAAUUUUGUGCUGAAUCACCUUAGAUACAUUCUAUUCAGAUACAUGUACGAAAUUAUGUUUAACGAGAGACAAGUAUCUUUACAACAAGUGUCACCAUUUUUGAAACUCAUUUCCAGGAAGAGAUUUAUGAUGCUUUCAAAUUGUGCCAUGAGUGUUCAAGUGAAUUUGAAUUUCUAUUCAACUUCAUCUUUCCUACGAAGAUUGCAACAUUUCUUUUCUACCAAUGACAGAUUAUUCUUUAGAUUAGAGGCUGUCAUAUUUUUCACAUCGAUUGUGUUCUAUAUUGUUGCUUAUGCAUUAGGUUUUUCUGUUCUAUCAAACUCCUCAACAAGCUCAAUCACAAGCACUUAUUCACAAAUAACUACCUCCGAUGAUAUGAACACAAUUCUCCAAUUGGCGUUCAAUUUGGUUUUUCAAACAUUAUUUGAAGCUGGAUUUAUCAUUUCAUUUGGUGGAUUGGUAUUUAUUGGUGCAUUUAUUAAGAACUCCAAGAAUGUAUCAACAAGAGACGCAUCAUCUUCAACAACUAUGAACAUGGAUCAGAAUGAACAGGAUGAUGUUUCUAAGCUUUUGAAAAAUCCAAGCGCCAAAAAAAGUAUUUGA
This is a messenger RNA of Naegleria fowleri, 1938 nucleotides long. RefSeq lists its product as uncharacterized. The transcript has 2 exons. NCBI's taxonomy places the organism in Eukaryota, Heterolobosea, Eutetramitea, Acrasida, Naegleriidae. Bases 1 to 1938 code for a protein of 645 amino acids. The record is from RefSeq and is a predicted model, not a curated record.